Ficedula albicollis (Collared flycatcher) is the source of this 4002-nucleotide messenger RNA. RefSeq names its product uromodulin like 1 (gene UMODL1). NCBI's taxonomy places the organism in Eukaryota, Metazoa, Chordata, Aves, Passeriformes, Muscicapidae. The transcript is spliced from 21 exons. Bases 1 to 4002 code for a protein of 1333 amino acids. Gene Ontology annotation, cellular component: cell surface; extracellular region. The record is from RefSeq and is a predicted model, not a curated record. Gene Ontology annotation, molecular function: calcium ion binding; protein binding; peptidase inhibitor activity.
AUGGCCAGGAUCACUCUCAUUUCUGUUCUCAUCCUCUGGGCUGCCAUGCAGCAGGGAAGGGGAGAUGAAAUUACAGAAAAAGGCCUCUCUUUGCUAGGGUACCAUCUGUGCAACUACACCCUGACCAAAAGUGUGUUUAAAAUGGUUGCCUACCAGAAGUCCUAUGAGAAGAAGACAUCUUGUGGAGGGUGGAUCCCAUGGAUGGUGUGUCCCCAGACACACUACAGAACAGAGUUUCACACCGUUGAGGUCCCUGAAACCAUCACUCUCACAGAUUGCUGUGAAGGAUAUGAACAAGUUGGACUCUACUGCUCUCUAGCACUCAACAGAUCCAGUGUAUUUGCCUCAAGACCUGGUAUUUGUCCAGUGAAGGAUAUGGAAACAUUUGAUUAUCCUUGCACGUUCGAUACUGAAUGUCCAGGGCUGAAAAAAUGCUGCAGCUCAUCCAAAGGAGCAGGCUGUGUGGAUCCUAUGCCAGAGGGGAGGAUGUUCUGGUACAACGUGACAGUGCUUGUGAAAAUGGAUUUUAAUGAAUUAAUCCGGGUGGAUUCCCACCUUCUGAAUCAUUCCCGCCUUUUGCACUCCAUGAUCUCUGGUGCACUGCAGCCCCUGAAUGUCUCUGUGCACCACAUCCAGAGCAGCUGUGGGGACAUCUUCACAGGGACAGUGGCCUCCCAGCUCCUCCUCGGAUUGCACCACCCAGCUGCCCUGGCAGAGGUCUCCUCCUCCCUGGAGGCCGUGGUGAAGCGUGUGUAUGGAGUGAUUGAUACACAAGUGCAAGAUGUCAAUGAAUGCUCCUAUGCUGAGCUCAAUGCUUGCCCUGAGAAAAGCAGCUGUGUAAACCUGGAGGGUUCUUACAGCUGCCAGCCUCAGCAUGAACAUGCCACUGUCAUUCCCUGGCUGAGCCCAAGGAAGGAAGGCAUUGUAUCAUCUACUCCAAGUUCAAUAAAUGCUGUUAAGACUGGCAGUAGCUCUCCUCCUAUAAGGAAAUCAAGUCUCUUGUCCAUAACCAACCAAUCUACAAAUGCUGGGUGCUAUCCCUCUGCAGUUAGAAACCAUCGAAUCCUCAGCGUUACCAGCAGCAGCUUUGAAAUGUCCUGGGCUGUCAGCUCCACUCUGAACCACACUUUCCACGUCCGGGUGUCCAAGGGCAAUGAAACUGUGCACAACCUGAAGACAGAGGAAAUGCAAAUGGAUGUGUCUCACCUGGAAGCAGGUGUGAUGUAUUCAGUAGAGAUCAGCUAUGAAACUUGUGGAAAAAUCAUCACCUCCAGUCAGAAUGUGAAAACAGAGGCCAAGAUAUUUGAUUUUACUAUGAGGAUUCUCAACUACAACUUCACUGAUGAUUUCCAUAAUUCCAGCAGCUCAGCAUAUGAGGAAUUUUCAAGACUGUUGCUUACAGAGCUUGAAAAUUCAUUUCCACCCAACAUUUCUGCCUUGUACAAAUCUGGGAAGCUGAAAGUGCAGACUGAGUCCCUGGCAGCAGGAAGCAUCAUUGUGAGGCUCAGAAUCACCGUGCAGGAUCCUGAGUUUCCAGCGGAUGCCUCCACAUUUGCCCCAGUCCUUUCCCACCUGCACAAUGGCUCUGUGCUUGUGGUGGAUCAGCAAAACACUGCAGUGGGAGACUGGGAUGAAUGUGCUUCCCAAGCUGAGAAUGACUGCUCUGUGCUUGCAGAGUGUAUCAAUCUGAUGGGCUCCUACAUGUGCAGGUGCAAGACCACCAUGGAUACCAAUCCAUCCCGGCCUGGAAGGAACUGUGAGGGUGAGGUUGUGGAUCCUCUCGCUGACACCAUGGCUCCUGAAAUAAGAAGCAGCUCAGACUUUGCUCUGGAAGAAGGAAGGCCUGCAGGCCCUGUCACCACCCAGACAGGCCCCGGGCCAGGCCCUGUCUCACUGCUCCCUGCUGCGCUGGCCCUGGGUGACAAACAAGCCUCCCACAGUCCCACCAGUGCUCCUCCAGCCCCUUGGCAAAAAAGUCUGGCCCCACAGAUGGGUUUCAGCAGCCCCGUGGCCACGGGGGUCACCCCCGGCAGGGCACUGGCCGUGGGCGUGGAGGCCACAAGUCCAUGGCAGCCAAGCUCUGCAGCCAAGGCGGCUCUUCCAAACGCAGCCCUGGGCGCAGGCAGGCAGCAGCAGCUCAGCUCAGUGCGGCUGAUUCCCAAUCAAACAGCCCCAGCUGCCACCAGCACUCACACAGCCGCUGCUGUGCCCCCAGCCAGCUCGGGAGGUGGCCCUGACACAGCUCUGCUGGCCACAGGGAACGCUGGCAUUCCUGCCACUCUCAGGGCAGGUGGAGAGGUGGCACGGGAGAGCGGCUCUUGGUCUGAGGGACACGCCGGAGCCUUGGGGUCACCGGCUCUGCCAGGCACCUCUGCAGCCCCCAGCCCAGCCCGCACCUUCCAGAACCUCAGUGGCACAGUUUGGAUAACAAACAUGGAAUACUCUCCAGGCUUCAGCAAUACAAGCAGUGAGGAAUUUCAAGAAUUUCAAGCCUUGGCACAGCUCUUUGUUGAUGAAGUGCAUAAAUCUCUGCCCCUUGAGGUGCUUCAGCAGAUGGAUGCUGGUCUGAUUAAAGUGCUGGUCACAGGUGUUACUAAUGGGAGCACAGUAAGUUUCAAUUUGCUGCUUGCAGAAGAAGUGGAUGUCCACCAUGUCAUCACCAGGUUCUGUGAGGCCUUGGAACACAGCUCCUACUUCACCAUUGACAGGAGCAGCCUCUCCAUACACGCAUUUCCCUCCAGCCAGAAGGCAGCAGUGAUGGAUAAGAAACCUGUGCACAGCACAGUUUUACCUGUGACAUCUUUGCAAACUCCAGCUCAUGUUUCCUCCCCUGCUUCACUGGACUUUUCUCCUGCUGAGCACAAAGCUCUGGAGGACACCAAGUUCUCCAGCAGGGUGCUGACUCCUCUCCCCACGGACCCCAUAGCAGCUCCUGAUGUUUCUCCUCGAGCCUCUCCAGCCCCUCUUGUCAAACCCGCCCAAGAGGUUUCCAUUAAAGAGGCAGUGAGUGUGUUUUGUGAAAUGGAGAGGAUCAUCCUUGCCAUCCAGAAGAGGUUCUUGCAGCAGGAGUCUAUCCCCGAGAGCUCCCUGUUCCUGGGGCAGCCUGGCUGCAAUGUGAGCACCAGCAAUGGCACCCACGUUGUGCUGCAGGCGGGCUGGAGCGACUGUGGCACCCAAGUUGAGACUAACACAACUACUACCGUGGUGAAAACCACCCUUUGGAAUGAUGCUUCUGCUCAGGGAGUAAUCCACCACUUGAAUGUUGCCAGUCCCAUCCACUGUGUGUUUCAAAAUGACGUCCUGACUUCCUCUGGGUACACUGCAAAAGGACUUUACACCAUCUUUGAGGAUUUGCAUGGAUCUGGACAUUUCAGAACAGAAAUGCAGCUGUUCAUUGGAAACUCCCCAGUCCCGAAAAAUUUCAGCAUCUCUGCCAGUGAGGAUGUGCUGAUCGAAGCGGGGAUGCAGAGGGCAGACAACAAGCUCAAGGUGGUUCUCACUGACUGCUGGGCCACUCCAACCAAUAAUUCAGUGGAUCCCCUGUCAUUUGUUUUUAUCAGCAACAGCUGUCCCAUCCCAAAUACUUACACCAUGCUGCUGGAAAAUGGGAAUUCAAGCAAAGCUCAGUUUAAGAUGAAAAUUUUUUCCUUUGUCAACAACUCUGUGGUUUACUUACACUGCAGAAUUCGUAUUUGUUUGGAGUCACCAGGAAGCACCUGCAGGACUAGAUGCCAAGCAAGGGCUCGGCUCCUGAAGGCUGGAGAAACCAUCGCCCUGCACAGAACAUCCUGGGGACCCCUGUGGAAAUCAGCUGCAUCUGAUUUGAAGAGAGAGAAGGAAGCUGGAAUGGGAAUUGGAUACAUCAUCCUCAUAGCCCUUGCUGUGUUUGGUUUUGUGCUGGGAGUUGUGACCCUUCUCAUCUUCCAGUACCAGCGAAAGACAGGAAGAUACAACCUCAGGAUCAAGUCUGACAACUUCAGCUACCAAGUGUUCUAUGAUUAG